UCUACGUUGUUACUGACUGACUGACAGACAAUGAAAUUAUAAAAUGAAAACUCAACAGCCAAUUAUCAUCACAUGCUUCAGACAUAGUCAGAGCAAAGUGUAAAAUCUAUUGAUACAUAUUGAAGUAAAUUAUUUGUCUAGCUCCUGUUGUAGGACUAAGCGAACUAAUCCUGUAUCGAGUCCGGGAACUGUAUGUAGUUGCAGUUUCACUAGACACUACGGAUUCACGAAAUGAAAUCAAGUGCAAAUCACUCACAAUUUCAAGAGUCCAAUACGACCUAUGCUGUAGCUUUAAGCAGCUGCCAAGAAAUUUUUGGUGAAAUGAAGUAUCAAAACGUGUAGUGUCAAUGUACUUUCGUAAUCUCGUGUCCUACUCGAGGUGCCAGACUGUGUAAUAAGGAAGAAAUUUAUGUUUUUUGAAUUUUUUUUCAUUUUGUGUGAACACUCAGGCUAUCCAAAAUAUGAGUACGAUACACCACUGACAGAUGUGAACCAGUAUCUCCCAAAACCGUAUACAACUACCUGCCUAAUGGAUACUUGGAUUCAGCGUGACCUACCUUUUAUUGCAUUCUCUAACAUAUAUAGCUUGGAUCGCUGGUUGGCAAAUGGCACAACACCGAAAAUUAGAUAUAAGUUGUAAAACAUGCCGUUAUUUUCCAUUAUGGACUGUUUAAGAAACUAUUUUAAUGGCAAAUGUCACUAGGGUAAAGGUAUUUUCAGUAAAUAUCAUCGAUUCUCGCCUUCCUAGAAAUGAGUAUAGUAUUUCCUAUUUGAUGUGGCUCAGAAUAAUUUAAACUGAUUACAUUUAAAGACGUAUUUAUGAUGAUGAUACGAGUCCGUAACAGUUUUUGGAAACCUAAUAUUUUGUUAAUACUGACAAACGACCAAAACUGUGGUAUUGCUACAUAGUGCCCCCAAAUGUCCUGGUACGGCAGAGAGUGGGCAGGGUCAGCUCUCCCUCUCCAAAUGCUUUCACACAGCCAUGUGCAUACAAUCAUUGCCAGGGAUGUCCUACUCACUGCCUUGUGGCGGGGGUGUUGUUUACGAAACUGGGGGGAGGAAAAGCGAAUGUCCGACGCUUUAACCGGGUUGAUGGAUAUAGAGGAUCCACGUAGAGGAGUUGGAAAACCCUCAUUCCAAACCAAUGGUGUACAUGGGCUCCAAGAUCCUAAGGAAACAAACGGCGGAUGAAUCAACUAUUGGUUAACGGCUACAAUGAGACGUUGCACCACUGCCUUGUAGAUUAGACCUUUAUUCAAAGGCUCGGGGUGUGGCCCCCAAAGAAAACCACCUGUUUCGGUUUGAGCACCCGGUAGUAUCUCUGCCCUCAUAUAAAUCGAAUGAUUUAAAUGGCGCAUAUCUGUUUGGUGUCUCCUUGUACCAAUGUUUAUGUGUUUAAAUAAAUAAAUAUACUGUCAACUUCAUGGAUACACACUACUCAAUGUGAAGAUUGUCCGGUGCUGAAAGAAACGAUAUUCAACCCUUUGACGUUCUUGAAAGCAUUAGUUUGUCACAUGAAGGACGGGGGAAAGUUUUGCUUUACAGUAGCAUUAGGAAUAUGAGGACGAAAAGAAAAGUACGUGUUGCCCAUAUGUAAAUAUAAACAAAACAGAGAUCAGUAAUCUGAAUGAAUGCGUCAUGAAAGCGAAAUCAAAAAGCUGGUAAUCCUUCGGGACAACGAAGAUAACAAGUCGAGUAUUUUUGUUAACAAAACGAUAUGAGUUUUAUGGAAAGCCUUCAGGAGUCGCUGGUAUCAAUUCAGCGCAUAAAGCGAACAAAUUAGACAUGUCAGAUCCAAAAUACUUGACAAAACUUUAAAUGGUUUUUGUAUCAGUUUGUUGUAACUGGUAGCUUUGAAAGAACACGAUGUCAGCAUUGAUGCAAACUGAAAAACAAGUCAACAUUAAAGAAAUUGCGCAGUCGUUGAAGACGGUGAUACUUCAAAGACAAUCACUUUCACUGUUUCCUGCACACCGGGACAACUUCGUACUAUAAAUGAAGGUCAGACUGUCCUGCCCUCCAUGGCCGGUGACGACUGAUCCACCAAACGAGGAGGAAGUCCGCAAGGAACUCCAACUCUUGAAGCGUUACAAAUCACCUGGCCCAGAUGACUUACCUCCGGCUCUUUUUAAAGAUGGUGGUGACUUUUUGACUAAGGAAAUGACGACGUUGUUUACAAAGGUUUGGGAACUAGAGAGUGUGCCAACGUCAUGGAAUGAGUCGAUAGUUGUCCCUAUCUUUAAAAAGGGUUCACGUCGUUCCUGUACCAACUAUCGGGGGAUAAGUCUACUUCCGAUUGCGUCCAAGCUAUUGGCUUCCGUCAUACUUCGUAGGUUGUUCAAAACCCGAGAAAGAUUGACUCGCGAGGAGCAGGCUGGGUUUCGUUCUGGUCGAGGAUGUAUUGAUCAUAUCUUCACCCUCCGCCAAAUGUUAGAACACCGCCAUACUUAUCAAAGGCCAACAAUCGUAGUGUUUCUUGACAUCAGGGCUGCCUUCGAUUCGUUGGAUAGGACUGUUCUCUGGGAUUGUCUAUUGAAGAAGGGUGUGCCUGAGAAGUUUAUUAACAUCCUAAAAGCCCUGUAUAAAAACACCUCAGGCAGAGUGAGGGCAUACAACCACCUCUCUCCAUUGUUCCAUUCGAGCAGUGGGGUUAGGCAGGGUUGCCCAAUCUCACCAUUCCUCUUCAACUUUGCCAUCGAUGACAUUCUAGAAACAGCUCUGAUGAAUAUAAGUAAUGGUGGUGUGGAUCUGUUGCCUGGAGAAAGACUUCUCGACCUUAAGUAUGCGGACGAUAAUGUCUUACUGUGCGAUAAUGCCCAAGGCAUGCAAUCCGCACUUAAUCAGUUGGCAAUCAGUGUCCGUAGGUAUGGUAUGUGCUUUGCACCUUCGAAGUGCAAAGUACUCCUACAAGACUGGCAGGAUUCCAAUCCUGUACUCACCCUGGAUGGUGAGCAGAUAGACGUAGUCGAGAAGUUCGUGUAUCUUGGUAGCUGCAUAAGUGCUGGUGGGGGUGUGAGUGAUGAGAUCAAUGCACGUAUAGUGAAAGCCAGAGCGGCUUAUGCCAAUCUGGGCCAUCUAUGGCGCCUUCGUGAUGUUAGUCUGGCCGUAAAAGGUCGGAUCUACAACGCGUCGGUGAGAGCAGUUUUGCUCUAUGCUUGUGAAACCUGGCCUCUCCGAGUUGAGGACGUUAGACGACUCUCUGUGUUUGAUCAUCGCUGUCUCCGAAGGAUUGCUGACAUUCAGUGGCAACACCAUGUCAGUAAUGCAGAGGUUCGGCAUCGUGUGUUCGGGCACAGAGAUGAUAACUCAAUUGGUGUCACCAUCUUGAAACACCGACUUCGGUGGCUUGGACAUGUUCUCCGAAUGUCGUCCCAGAGAAUUCCACGUCGUGCAUUAUUUGCCGACUCUGGGACUGGUUGGAAGAAGCGGAGAGGUGGUCAGUGCAUGACAUGGUGUCGUGGCAUGAAAGAAAGCUGCAAAGGACUGGCUUGUGUUGGCCCUUCACGACUCCCUGGUUGGGGUCUGAGAGAUGGUGCUACACAGUGGCUAGAGACGUUAUCAGAUAUGGCUCAGAAUAGAAGCCAGUGGCGAUCCUGCUGUAACCUUCUUUUACUUUCUUCAUAAAAAGUGGUUCUGUCUCCCUUACCUGAAAGAUUUCUUCCGAUUGUACCUUUGGGUUCCCUGAUUACUAGGACAUUACCUUACACCAAUCUCUU
Messenger RNA from Schistosoma guineensis, 3716 nucleotides. The record is from the annotation of a GenBank genome assembly. Lineage: Eukaryota; Metazoa; Platyhelminthes; Trematoda; Strigeidida; Schistosomatidae.